Molecule: messenger RNA, 1510 nt
Organism: Monomorium pharaonis (pharaoh ant)
Lineage: Eukaryota; Metazoa; Arthropoda; Insecta; Hymenoptera; Formicidae
Product: histidine protein methyltransferase 1 homolog
Exons: 6
Coding region: 491-1327 (278 amino acids)
Biological process (GO): peptidyl-histidine methylation, to form tele-methylhistidine
Molecular function (GO): protein-L-histidine N-tele-methyltransferase activity
Source: RefSeq, a predicted model, not a curated record
GUCUUUCUAAGUGUCUGCCGGAUACUUUUCAAGGGCUUUUUGCAGGGAAUGCGCAGUCCAUGCUUUAUGUCGAUGUCUCGAGUAUCAUUCUAUAAUUGUUCGUUGAAUGUGAGACAAGAAUAGAAUGAUACCCAAGAGCACUCGGGUGACCUUUCCGAACGCAGCCUAAUUGCACUAAUUCAGAGUGUAUCUUUCUCUUUUCACAUGCUCCCACAUUAGAAAGAAAAAAACAAACUCUGAAUUAGUACAGUUAAUAUGAUCAGCAUUUUUGUUUGCUAUCCUCCAAUAGAAGAACGUUUUCUACAGACAAAAGUAUUGCUCUUCAGAAAUCCUAUCUCCUAUUGGAUAUCAGAUUGUCAUACGUCGACUGUCGAACGCAGUGUGAACUGUGUGAAUCCUACCUUUAGCUUCUCUCUACAUAUUCCGAUACUUUCUUUAAAUUUUAUCAGACGUGUAGCUUUUUAAUUUUACAAUUCAAACUUAGUUAAAAAUGUUCAAAUUUGGAUUUGCCGAAAGUGCGAACGAUACUGUUGAAGAUAGUGAGCAAAAGGAUAGAUUAGAAUGGAUUUCCGCCUUUAAACUCGAAAUAACGACCGAACAAAUUGGAGCAAAAUAUGAGACUGAUUAUUAUACAGAGACUAAAGUGUUUCCUGGUUAUAAUUUAAAAUUAAUCCGCUCUGAUAAAAUAACGCAGAAUUUAACUGAUCAAAAUUGCAAGAUAAUUGUUGAGGCUGAGUCGAAACAUUCCGAUCUCAUUCCAGCAAAAUACGAAGGCGGGUUAAAAAUCUGGGAAUGUACAUUCGAUUUGGGUCAGUACAUACUGGAGAAGGAAAUCGAAUUGAAAGACAAACUGGUCAUGGAUUUAGGAUGCGGCGCGGGAUUAAUUGGUCUUUUGUCUCUUCGCAAAAGUUCAAUAGUCCAUUUCCAAGAUUACAACGCAGAAGUGCUAAAAUUCGUAACUAUUCCGAACGUGAUAUUGAAUUUUGACGAUCAUAUGACUACACUGACGAAGUGCGAAUUUUAUGCCGGGGAUUGGUCUUCUUUCGCGACAUUACUUGACGAAAGUAAAAAGUACGAUUAUAUUUUCACGAGCGAAACGAUCUACAACCCGAAUAAUCAUAAAAAGUUGUACGAGAUUUUUAAGUCAAAGCUAAAACCUGAUGGCGCUGUAUUUGUCGCUGGGAAAACAUACUAUUUUGGCGUGGGUGGUGGAAUGAGACAGUUCGAGAAUCUCAUCUUGAAGGACGGAUUUUUCAACAGUGAGUUGGUGUGGAGAAGUCAAGACGGAGUUAAUAGAGAAAUUCUCAAACUUACGAGGAAAUCGUAAUAAUCAAGAAUAUCACAAGGUGUAUAAUAUUAUUGUCUUCGUAAUACUAUUAUAAGGUAUUGAUUCGGAAUGUUCACACAGCAAUCACUUGCUGACAGCUCUUUUGCUGAAAAAUUCUCUUCUUACAUACGCAAAAAUUGUUAAUUUUUCUAUUUUCUUUUAUCAAUAAAUGUGCUUUUUUUA